AUGGCAACUCAGGCAGCUAAUUCUGUAUUGCCACGCUCUGCCUUGCGGACUAUAAAUGCACUCCAAUUGGACCACGACCGUCUGUCAGAGACCUCCAAGAAUGACUACUCAUUUCGUUCCAAUUCAGCGGAUCAUAUUGCGUUAUUUAGUGACCAUAUACUCAUCAGACGGUCUGCCAUGGGUCUACAGGGGGGCGGGAUGCAUUGUAAGCACCUAAAAGUCUCCUUGCUGGGCACCCAUCACAAAGUCACUCUGGCCUUAUUCUGCAAGCUACUCACAGGGCAAAGUCCUCCACUGGAGGUCCUGCGAGAGCCAGUUGGCGUGGAAUGGGGUCUGCGCCGCUUGAAUCAGCAAGGCACUGACAUUCGCAUGACGGUGUGGGCUCUCAGCGUUGCCGAGGCCUUUUCUGAGCUGAGAGUGGAGCUCUGUAGGGAGAGUCACGCACUGCUUCUUAUUGUCGAUGCCGGGAUUGAGGGAAGCACACCUGUAUCAGAACAGCUUCAGCAGCUGCAGGUACUGCGAGACUCUUGUGUGAAGGCCUUGCAACCGAACCGUCAGCCGGAAGUAUUGCUUGUGGCAGCAGGAGGCGAUGGGCCUGCAUGGGCUAAAGCCGCCAUAGCGUGUCGGAGAUUCGCUAGCACUCAUCGCUGCCGAUUCCUCGAAGUGCAACCGGUCAGCACUGCUGGUACUGAGUCUCUUCUGCGUUUGCUGAGCGCAAGCAAUUCUGCCAUUGCGGAUCCCAAAGCUGGUAUAUUUUAA
Molecule: messenger RNA, 759 nt
Organism: Cyclospora cayetanensis
Lineage: Eukaryota; Apicomplexa; Conoidasida; Eucoccidiorida; Eimeriidae
Exons: 3
Coding region: 1-759 (252 amino acids)
Source: RefSeq, a predicted model, not a curated record